Messenger RNA from Chionomys nivalis (European snow vole), 966 nucleotides. RefSeq names its product fibroblast growth factor 2 (gene Fgf2). The coding region runs from base 197 to 661 and encodes 154 amino acids. Gene Ontology annotation, molecular function: fibroblast growth factor receptor binding; growth factor activity. The transcript has 3 exons. Gene Ontology annotation, biological process: fibroblast growth factor receptor signaling pathway; regulation of cell migration; positive regulation of cell population proliferation. Gene Ontology annotation, cellular component: cytoplasm. The record is from RefSeq and is a predicted model, not a curated record. NCBI's taxonomy places the organism in Eukaryota, Metazoa, Chordata, Mammalia, Rodentia, Cricetidae.
CGGUCCCGGGCCGCUGUGGCACACAGGGGUUCUCGGCUUCUGGCAGAGUCCUGCGCUGGACUGCGUGUGCGGCAGCGGGACGCGGACCGGGAGGCUGGCUGCCCGCGGGCGAGGCGCGCUGGGAGGCCGAGGCCGGGGUCGGGGCCGGGGAGCCCCGCGAUCAGCCACAGCGGGGUCCCGGGGCCGCGGAGGGGCAAUGGCUGCCGGCGGCAUCACCACGCUUCCCGCACUGCCCGAGGAUGGCGGCGCCGCCUUCCCGCCCGGCCACUUCAAGGACCCCAAGCGGCUCUACUGCAAGAACGGCGGCUUCUUCCUGCGCAUCCACCCCGACGGCCGCGUGGACGGCGUCCGCGAGAAGAGCGACCCACACGUCAAACUACAGCUCCAAGCAGAAGAGAGAGGGGUUGUGUCUAUCAAGGGAGUGUGUGCAAACCGGUACCUUGCUAUGAAGGAAGACGGACGGCUGCUGGCUUCUAAGUGCGUUACAGAAGAGUGUUUCUUUUUUGAACGACUGGAAUCUAAUAACUACAAUACUUACCGAUCAAGGAAAUACUCCGGUUGGUAUGUGGCACUGAAACGAACUGGGCAGUAUAAACUGGGAUCCAAAACGGGACCUGGGCAGAAGGCCAUACUGUUUCUUCCGAUGUCUGCUAAGAGCUGAUUCACUUUAGAAACCCUCAAUGAGAGAAACGAAUGUACGCAACUAAGUUUGGACGCCUGGAUAAAGACUCAUUAUGUAACAGUAAGACACUUAACCGUUACCUCAGUAAAGAAAAGCAACAAUUUUUGGAAAAAGUUUAGAAUUCUCCCUUUUAUAGCUUUGGUUGUGACCCAGUGAUGAUUAGAGCCACAAUAUUUUUCAUUUAUUUUCUUUAUUAGAAAAGAGGAUUUGUAAACUAUGUGCAUUUACAAAUCAUGUAUGUGAGAAAGCCGGUGCCAGGUAUUAGCUGCAGACCGUGUCCACCU